GGCGCCGGCGGUAGCCAGCAGCGUCUGCAGCCGCGCGCCCCGGCGCGCUCCGGCUGGGCCAUGGAGCUGCCAGCUGUUGGCGAGCACGUCUUCGCCGUGGAGAGCAUCGAGAAGAAGCGGAUCCGCAAGGGCAGAGUGGAGUAUCUGGUGAAAUGGAGAGGCUGGUCCCCCAAAUAUAACACGUGGGAGCCCGAGGAGAACAUCCUGGACCCGCGGCUGUUGAUCGCCUUCCAGAACAGGGAACGGCAGGAGCAGCUGAUGGGGUACCGGAAGAGAGGCCCGAAGCCCAAGCCGCUGGUGGUGCAGGUGCCCACGUUCGCCCGGCGCUCCAACGUGCUCACGGGCCUGCAGGACCCCUCGGCCGACAACCGUGCCAAGCUGGAGCUGGGCGCGCAGGGCAAGGGCCAGGGGCACCAGUACGAGCUCAACAGCAAGAAGCACCACCCCUACCAGCCGCACAGCAAGGAGCGGGCGGGCAAGCCGCCGCCGCCGCCGGGCAAGGGCGGCAAGUACUACUACCAGCUCAACAGCAAGAAGCACCACCCCUACCAGCCGGACCCCAAGAUGUACGACCUGCAGUACCAGGGCGGCCACAAGGAGGCGCCCAGCCCCACCUGCCCGGACCUGGGCGCCAAGAGCCACGCGACCGACAAGUGGGCCCACGGCGCGGGGACCAAGGGCUACCUGGGCGCCGUGAAGCCGCUGGGCGGCGGCGGCGGCGCCGGGGCGCCGGGCAAGGGCUCGGAGAAGGGGCCCCCCAACGGGCUGGCGGCGGCCCCCAAGGAAGCCGCGGCGGCCGGCAAUGGCAUCGGGGGCAAAAUGAAGAUCGUCAAGAACAAGAACAAGAACGGGCGCAUCGUGAUCGUGAUGAGCAAGUACAUGGAGAACGGCAUGCAGGCGGCCAAGAUCAAGUCGGGCGAGGCGGCCGAGGGCGACGCGCGCUCCCCGGGCCACAAGAAGCGGGCGGCCGAGGAGCGCCACCCGCCGGCCGACAGGACCUUCAAGAAGGCCGCGGUGCCCGAGGAGCGCAAGGCGGAGGCGGCCUGCCGGCGGCGGGAGGAGGAGGCGCCCGGGCCCGGGGACCCGCAGCCCCAGGACGCCGGCGCCCGGAAGCUGUCCCCGAGCAAGGAGGCCUUGGGCGAGCAGCCGCUGCAGCUCACCACCAAGCCCGACCCGCUGGCCUGGGACCCGGCCCGCGGCGCGCACCCGCACCCGCCCCCGCACCACCACCAUCACCCCCACGCCCACGCCGCCGGCCUCGGCCUGGCCCACGCGCGCAAGCGCUGCCUCUCCGAGACCCACGGCGAGCGCGAGCCGUGCAAGAAGCGGCUCACGGCGCGCAGCAUCAGCACGCCCACCUGCUUGGGGGGCAGCCCGGCCGCCGAGGCGGGCCCCGCGCCCGCCCUGCCGCAGCCGGAGGUCAUCCUGCUGGACUCGGACCUGGACGAGCCCAUAGACUUGCGAUGCGUCAAGACGCGCGGCGACGCUGGGGAGCCGCCCGGCGCGCUGCUGGUGAAGCCGGAGGCCCCCGCGCCGCCCACGGCGCCGGCCUCCGCGGCCGAGAAGCCCCCGGCCGAGGCCCAGGACGAGCCCGCCGAGCCGCUGAGCGAGUUCAAGCCCUUCUUUGGGAAUAUAAUUAUCACCGACGUCACCGCGAACUGCCUCACUGUCACCUUCAAGGAGUACGUGACGGUGUAGCCGGAGCGCGUGGGAAGGGGCAGCACCGCCCCCCGGGGGGAGGGCUUGGCCGCCGCGGGGUGGGGGCCCCGCCGGGCGCCUUCGGCCUCCAAGCGCGCGUGCGCGCAAACCUCGGACCCGGCGGGCCGCCCGCGUGUCCGCCCGGACCGUGCCGCCUCUCCUCGCGUUUGUACGUGGUGUUAUUCUUUGAAUCGUAUUGUUGGAGCUCAAAGAGCCCGACCCCCUCCUCUGGGCCGGUAUACAUAUAUAUAUAAAUAUAUAUAUAUUUAUUUGUAGGUAUUUAUAUAUGGAAAUAUAAAAUCCUAGAUUUAUGGAGUGCCCUCUAGAUCAUGUUAUUCUAUAUCAGAUUAUUUUCUGUUCCGCCUCCCUUCCCCUCGUCCAGUACUUGGGUUCACUUCAGUCCCCUGCCCGAUCCAGGAACUGCAGUACCAGUAACCUCGGUAUAUAUUUUUUGAUACUGUAUACAUGGAUGUGUUGUUUCUAUGUGCAAAAAAAAAAAAAAGUUUGUUAAAAGGCUAAAGGAGCUCUCUAGAAACAGCUGCUACUCUAAGUGUCUAAACGAUAAGCUUAUUACCUGCUUGAAUGUAAAUAUUAAAUGGAGAUGUCAAAGGUG
Messenger RNA from Lepus europaeus (European hare), 2311 nucleotides. It is a transcript of the gene CBX4, whose product is annotated as chromobox 4. The record is from RefSeq and is a predicted model, not a curated record. The coding region runs from base 61 to 1698 and encodes 545 amino acids. NCBI's taxonomy places the organism in Eukaryota, Metazoa, Chordata, Mammalia, Lagomorpha, Leporidae. The transcript is spliced from 5 exons. Gene Ontology annotation, biological process: negative regulation of DNA-templated transcription.